GCCCAUUUGUAAACACAUCUGACCCAAAAACACUGAUUAAAGUAAAUUUUCCGGUGCGGACGUUGUUGGAACUUGGAACCAUGGACCCGCGCCACGCGUCUCCAGGACGCGGGACUUUUCUUCGUCUUCCUCUUCGUUUGCUUGAUAUCGUCAUGAGAAAGCUUCUGCGUGGCCGGAUAUUAGCGAAAUUCCGAAUCCCGUCGGUGACUUCACCUCAUCUUCCAGUGACCAGAGCGGGAAUCGAUAAAUCUGAGUUGGGGGUGCCGAGGUUAGUGACGGUUCUGUUGAAAGUGACGGAGAAGGAGCUCUUAGAUCCUGGAAGUUUUGCCGACAUUGAAGGAUAGUUGAGGUUUCUUGGCAAAGUUGUUCCACUGCAAGUGACUGCUUCACCGGCAAUGAGUUUAAGGGUUCUUGAACUGUAGUUCAAGCUGCAGAGAAAGGCGAUGUGGUCUGCUUUGUCCAGUGCAUAGACAAGUCCAGGGUUUAGAGCGGCUAUUGGGUCCACAUGUCCAGAUCCAUAAGCAAACUCGGUCGAUGCAUAGCCAGAUCCAUAAGCAAACUCGGUCGAUGCAUUCAUUGGCCAAGCUGCAAAUAUGAGGUAAAGAGACUGUAAUAAGAGCAGAGGUUACUAAGAAGACAAGAAAGUAAAAGCUGGAUACGAUUUUUGCUUCCCGGUUGUCAUGAUGACUGAUUGGAUCAUGGAAGGAGACCAAUCAGGAUGAAAAGUCUUGACGUACGCAGCCACGCCUGCAACGUGUGGACAAGCCAUUGAAGUUCCAGAGAGAAUAGAAUACUUCACACGUCUUGUGUCGUACCCUUCGGGAGCUGGUGAAGCCAAAGGUGAAUAGGCAGCGAGGAUCGCCACUCCUGGUGCUGUUACAUCCGGCUGCAAUCCAUCCACCAUUGUCUUUCAGACCAAGGGGAACAAAAAAAGCAUCAAGAAGUCAAGAACUUAAAAAUGUUAAUACCUUUAGAAGAUCAACAGCGAUGAGAUUUGGACCGCGAGAAGAGAAAGAAGCAACUUGAGGAGCUUUCUGAUUAAAGAUUGCCUCAGUUUUUAGAACAGUGCCUUGCGGGGACCUGAGGAAACAAACAUAGAGAGAUAUCAGGACAAAGAAGGGAUAAAUCUGGAGCAAGUGUAAAAUGUGAAGAGUAUAAAAAAGAGACAAGAUCGUUUGUUACUUUGUGGAGUUAACGUAAGAGACGACUGAGUCAAAGUCAUCUUGUGAUAGAGCAGACAUGGGCCGAGAGGUAACUCCGGAUGCAUAGCCUUCAUAGUCUUCAAAUAUGGAUGCAACAGCUACUUCCGAACUAAUUUUGUAUCUGGAAACCAAGAUCUUUCCCUUUACCAGAGAAUCGUUAAAAGAUUCUCCAUACAUAAGAGGAUACAUCUUCCCUUUGAGAUCAAAAGCAUUUAUUGAUGUCCCCUGUUAAAUACAAAGACGACAAGUAAUAUAGAGAGACACAGAAGAUAGAGAAAUGAGACCGUCACUUGAUACUUACCACAAGCGUCUUGCCGUUUCCGAGAACAACUUUGGUGACAAACUCUCGGUUCAUGGUGCUGGCUGCAGCGGUUAAGACCCAUGGUGCUAUGCUUAUAACGGUGGCCGCCUCCGGACCGCUGUUACCGGCUGAUUGCACAGUGAGGAUCCCUUUGGUCAUAGCGUGAAAAGCCCCGAUCGCAAUCGAAUCCUGUUCGUAUUUUUGGGGAAACUUCCCCCCGAGGGAGACGCUGAUGAGGUCAACACCGUCUGCUAUGGCGUCGUCGAAAGCAGACAGUAGAGCUUCCGAGGAACGCCGCCUCUUGCCGUUCCAUUACCGAGUCCAAAGAAGAUUGUGUUGGCGACUGCGUUUCCAGCCGCAGUGGACGCUGUGUGCGUACCGUGGCCUUGGUUGUCCCUAGUGCCUUCCUUUGUGUAGUCUCUUGCACCGAUCAACUUGCUGAUACAUUGUAAACACAUAUCAUCAAUCUCUUCCCAAAACGAUAUACUAAUCUUUAAAGCGAGAAUUACUUGUUGCAUGUGAAGUUUUUACCGCCGGAGCAAACACCUUUCCAUUUCUUAGGAGGAAGACCAAAGCCUUUGCCGGAAAAGCUCUCGGAUUCCGGCGUGAUCCCGGAGUCGAUGACGCCGAUAAUGGUAUCACUUUCCACGGUCGGGUUCCUUUUCGUCCUCUCGCCUUCCUUUAACCCAAUGAAGUCCCAAGACGCAGUAGUUUGGAGUUGUAACUUAUAGUUCGGGAACACAGACACAACUAACUCCAUUUCUACGCAAAACGUAUUAUGGUUUUGAUUAUGAAACCUUUCUCUAGAAUCAUUUCAACAUAAAAGCUAAGUGUCACGAUCGAAGAACACUCACCUGCUACUCGUUCUCUUUCUGACUCAGUGAGUCGGGCCGCGAACCCGUUAAAACUCCUCUUAUAACUUCUCACCAAACGACCCUCGAUCGAACUACGUAUACAUCACUUUUUAGAAUCCUCAUAACGUUAUAUAUUAUAACUAAAUCAAUGACUAGAGAAUGAGGUAAUUAAAGCAUACCUUUCUCCAGUGACUUCUUGAAGAAUACUUAUGUGGUUCGACAUUGGUGUGUAGCCCGGUCGAGACGGAAGUGCACCCAUGUAGACAAUAUACACCUUCGUGGAUUAUUGUCAUCAUCAGUUCAUCAUGUAAGAUAAAACGUAGUAGGAAGGAACAAAAAUAUCUUGAUAAUUAUCAAUAUUAUGUAUAUAUAGAUCAAUAUACUUGUUUAUCUCCAAGAUCAUCUGUGACUGCUGAAACUGAACUCAAUAGCAAGACAAGGACGCAUGAGAGGAGACAAAAGGAAGCUGCUCGUUUGGCCAUCUUUUUUCUUAUGUAACGAGUUCAAGUUUACUGUAAGUAAUUUCACAAUCUCUGUGGAGAUGUAUAAAUAGUAGUAUUACCA
This is a messenger RNA of Thlaspi arvense, 2921 nucleotides long. The record is from the annotation of a GenBank genome assembly. NCBI's taxonomy places the organism in Eukaryota, Viridiplantae, Streptophyta, Magnoliopsida, Brassicales, Brassicaceae.